AGAGCCAGGCCAGCCCGUCCCUGCUGGCUCAACUCCUGACUGCAUGUGUGUGUGGCUGCCGCUUAGCCUUUAGCAUCCAGACAUGGCCGCAGACAAGCAAAACGAAGCUAAACCUUCCCCCAUGGAUGAAAACAAGGAAAAUUUGCAAGACGGAGGGACUGGAUUGGAGAUCUUGCAAAUCAUCAAGGAAUCUCAGCAGCAGCAUGGCCUCAGACACGGAGACUACCAGAGAUACAGGGGCUACUGCUCCCGGAGGCUCCGGCGCCUGCGCAAGACUCUUGGCUUCAAGAUGGGAAACAGACACAAAUUUGUUGGGAAGAAAAUAACAGUCGAGAUGCUUUCUGACAGCAGGUAUUUAUUGCUAGUUUUGAUGGAGGCAGAGCGUGCAUGGAGCUAUGCCAUGCAGCUGAAGCAGGAGGCCAAUACAGAGCCACGUAAACGCUUCCACCUGAUGUCGCGUCUACGAAAGGCAGCCAAACACAGUGAGAAGCUGGAGAAGCUCUGUGAAAGCCCUCGAGUCGAUGCCAAGACCAAACUUGAGGCACAGGCCUACACUGCAUACCUCAGUGGCAUGGUGGAUUUCGAACUGCAGGAGUGGAAACUUGCCAUGGAAGCUUUCAACAAGUGCAAGACCAUCUAUGAGAAACUAGCUAGUGCAUUUACCGAGGAGCUCGCUGUUCUUUACCGUCAGCGCGUGGACGAGAUCUCGCCAAACAUCCGCUAUUGUGCUUACAACAUUGGUGACCAAAAUGCUAUUAAUGACUUGAUGCAGAUGAGACUGACAGGAGGAGGAGGAGGCAUGAUGGCUGAGAAACUGGAGUCCCUGAUCACGCAGGCAAGAACCAAACAGGCAGCCACCAUGAGUGAAGUGGUGUGGCGAGGGCGGACAGUGCCCGUCAAGAUUGACAAGGCCCGAAUCUUCCUCUUGGGUCUGGCAGACAAUGAGGCCGCAAUAGCUCAGGCUGCCAACGAGGAGACCAAAGAGCAUCUGUACGAGACGCUGCUGGCUGAGUGCAGAGACACCAUCCAGGCUGUAAGGGAGGAACUGAAGAGUGAAGCGAAACAGCGAGAGAGAAGCUCUGAUGCUGACAGCGGCAAAGUGUCCAACCUGCAGUUCCUGCACAGUUACCUGACCUACAUCAAGCUGUGUACUCUGGUGAAGAGGAAUGAGAGCAUGGCUCAUACUCUUCAGGCCAAACUGAAGGAGCCUCAGACCGAUGAGAACAAGAGGGGUCCCCGUCCACAGGACCUGAUCCGCCUCUAUGACAUCAUCUUGCAGAGUCUGGCUGAGCUCUCCACCCUGCAGGGUCUGGAGAAUGACCACACCUUCCAGAAGGAGGUGUCCCUGAAGACACUGGUCUACAAGGCUUACAGGUGUUUCUUCAUAGCCCAGUCUUAUGUGCUGGUGAAGAAGUGGAGUGAGGCUCUGGUGCUGUAUGAAAGAGUGCUGAAAUAUGCCAAAGAGGUCCAGUCUAAAGCCAAAAGCCUGAACAACAGCCUCAAGGAUCUCCCUGAUGUUCAGGAGCUGAUUGCUGAUGUCAAUGCUGAGAAAUACUCACUUCAGGCUGCAGCCAUUUUAGACACUGAUGAGACUGCUGAAGUUCCUUCUCAGCAGCAGGUGAAGGACAACAGGCCCCUCUGUGACCACCUGGACACCUUUCGACUUGACCCCACCCUUGUGGGCAAGCAGCCACAUCUGGUCCAGUUCCCUCCCGACUUCCAGCCAAUCCCCUGUAAGCCUUUGUUCUUCGACCUUGCUCUUAACCAUGUGGCCUUCCCACCGCUGGAUGACAAGGUGGAGCAGAAGGGCAAGGGUGGUCUGACCGGUUACAUCAAGGGCAUCUUUGGCUUUGGCAGUUAAAUCAAACCCAGGCCUUUGGCCUCCACAAGAGAACCACAAGGCCCUGCCUGCAUUUACCACAAACAUGCAGACUUGGUUCAAUCAGUGAUUACAAUAAUUUAAUUUACUUUUUAUGUUUUGAUUUGUGGUGUAAGAUGAACUGGGUUUGCAGAGGGUCUAAUCUUGCAAGAAAGAUUAUAGAAACACAUUGGGAUUGGAAUCAAUGUCUUAAUAAGCAAUAUGAUCCAAGUUCUCCUGCCACCUUUAGUAGUAACAUCAUGCUGUGUGGGUUCCUAGCAUACCAACUCCCUCAUUAAUCAGAGCUGUAGAGAUGUCGCCGACUUUCAGGUUUUACAGGUUACCAUGUCAUGGUCUUGUUGCCUACAGCCAAGUGGUCAAUCUAAAAUCUUGUCCAAGUAAACUCGGCUUCUUUGGCAUCGCUGUUUUUUUAAUUUUUUCUGCCCCGCACCCUCUGUGUUGUUUUUAAACGCCUUCAUUUAUUUACAUUUUUGCUCUUGUCUGUUUCAACAUCAUUUGUUCAAUCUAAACCACAAAGUGCAGACUUGGCUCCGCUUAUUAAAUACCAGAAAUAGUAAGCUGCAGCCAAUGCAUUUAUCAAACAUGGUGCAGUUGCAUUCCAUCACAUUCUGUCACCUUUGCCGUGGACUCUCGUGUUUUUGACAUGUUGUGAUUCAAAGCCUCUUUCUGUCUGAACAUCAAGUCUCCCUCCUCAUCGACUAAUUGUUUCCACAACUCUUAGCUGACAAAGGAAAAGGGAAAAAAAGAGAUGGAACACUGCAGGCCAGUAAUGCAACGUUCGACUGGACAAUAAGGAGCUCAGGUUUAUGAUGUGUAGUACUUAUGCGUGUGGUCGUAAAACCUCCUCAAUCAGAGGAAGCCUGAGUUGUGUGAAGAACUGGAAUAAAGCUUGGAUGCAUCUGGAGGAACAAACCCCUGAAUUAUUCAUUUAUUAAUAUCAGCAGUGACAUGUUUGGUACUGAACACCCCGUCAUGUCAGACAAAGGGUCCAACUGCAUCAUCUCAGUGUAGAAUUUAUUUUAUCACCACAGGCUUCCUUUCUGAUAACUACGAUUGUGCAAGUGACGCUCAAAAGACUGUAAUUAUGUAAUGUUUUUAUUUUGACGUUUGUAUUUACAUUUUAUUCAAUCAUAGUCUUAGGACUGUAGUAGUUCAGUACGGGGGGGGGUUUUUAUCAGCCUUUGCUUUGUUACAGCACCACAUCUGUGUCCAUCAUCAGGAUGAAGACAUUUCAUCACUAUCUGCACGUCUCUCCUCUGUAACAUCAAAAUAGAUUUUGUCAUCAGUUGUUUGUCAGCCAUAACGUGUAUCCAUGUUAUCUUUGUACACCAAAGGCGCGUCAUUCCUCUGAUCCUUUAGGGACCUGGUUUGCCUGUGACAUCUGCCAGAAACUCACCCAUCCGUUCAUGUUUUGCUUUCUAAUUUUAUCAAUUAUUAUAAUUAAUUAUUCUCUCUCUCUUCUGUUGUAUGUUCAUGAAUUAAGAUGGAGGUGCUGGAUAAAUUCCAACGUUUCACCUCUAAACAUACUGGAAAACCAUUGAUUAUGACCAGUAAUGAGAAUAAUUAUGUAUGAUCUGAUUUGAUUUAGUUUCUAGGUUAGUCAUUAAAUAUAUUUGCAACAAA
Molecule: messenger RNA, 3502 nt
Organism: Solea solea (common sole)
Lineage: Eukaryota; Metazoa; Chordata; Actinopteri; Pleuronectiformes; Soleidae
Gene: srp68
Product: signal recognition particle 68
Exons: 16
Coding region: 83-1861 (592 amino acids)
Biological process (GO): SRP-dependent cotranslational protein targeting to membrane
Cellular component (GO): signal recognition particle, endoplasmic reticulum targeting
Molecular function (GO): signal recognition particle binding; 7S RNA binding; endoplasmic reticulum signal sequence receptor activity
Source: RefSeq, a predicted model, not a curated record